AUGGGGGCAGUUUCUACCAGAGCACCUGGCUUACUCAACACCACCCGCCUCCGCAAGAGGCUGGCAGACCCUGCAGCCUUGAAAACCCCAGAUCAUCAAAGCCCAAUACCUCCUGACCUGGCAGAGAAAGAGGCAUUUGGGAAGCUGGUACAUCACAUGUGCAGUGGACCGAGCCACCUCCUGAUCCUCACCAGGCCUGAGGGCACGGAGGACGUGACCGCUGCCUGGCGAACGCUCAUGGGGCCCUGUGACCCUGAUGUGGCAAGGAGGGAGCAGCCUGACAGUCUCCGUGCUCAGUUCGGCACAGAAAUGCCCUUUAAUGCAGUCCACGGAAGCCAGGACAGAGACGCCGCCAGCCGGGAACUGGCAUUGCUCUUCCCCACAUUUAAGUUUUCAGAUGAAGUUCUAGAAGCCUCUCUGGGCCACGGGGCUGAAGGAGCGGCGGGCCCCACCGAGGCACGUCGAUUCCCUGAGGACAUGGACUGAGAGGCUGGGUUGCUCUUCCGGAGCAUGUGACCAGGGGCAAGGCCACGAGAUGAAAUGUCAGUGCACUCGAAUCGGCUGCACAUAGGAAAGCUCCAGAAUCGGAACUUACUCUUUUCAGCACCAAUACUUUUUUGGUUUAGCUAUGUCUCAUGAACAAUAAGAAUAGUAUAUACUUUCUUGCCUUA
This is a messenger RNA of Leptonychotes weddellii (Weddell seal), 671 nucleotides long. The record is from RefSeq and is a predicted model, not a curated record. NCBI's taxonomy places the organism in Eukaryota, Metazoa, Chordata, Mammalia, Carnivora, Phocidae.